Messenger RNA from Aricia agestis (brown argus), 1987 nucleotides. RefSeq lists its product as uncharacterized. The record is from RefSeq and is a predicted model, not a curated record. Bases 288 to 1685 code for a protein of 465 amino acids. Lineage: Eukaryota; Metazoa; Arthropoda; Insecta; Lepidoptera; Lycaenidae. The transcript is spliced from 10 exons.
GUGCCGAUCCUGAAGUGUGGCUCUUGAGUUUUGACGCAUAAUACCGAAACAAAGGGCACCAAAAAAGAAUGGCACGAUGAGCCUAGACAGCCAAAAAUGACGUUAAAGAGUAAAGUAGAAGAAAGCUUGAAGAAGAAAUAAGAAAAUAAGUACCGAAAUACUGUGGGACCAAAAAAACCGCUAAAAGAUAUUGAGCGAAACCUGGAAAAAGUGCGAGCUUAGGUAACUGCAGUCAGCAAAAGGGGAUUUCCCUCUGAAAACGGAAAGAGCCACUUCCUAAACCCUUAAUGAUGGAGAGUCCCUCACCCACCAAGGAGCUGAAGUUCAGCAUUGUGGGGAUCCAGGUGAAGAGGAUCCGUCGGCAGAACAGUGUCAAGCCGAUAUGCAAGUUGCUGGUGCAGAGAUCACAGAAAGAGGAUGGCAUCAACGGCGUCACUGAGAAAUCGUUUACAAAGUAUCUGUUCCCCAUGUACCCGGAUCUAGCGCGGCACUUCUACAACUACAUCCACGCCGCUGGCAAGUGCAAGAACAAGCACGUACCGCUCGCCACCUUCCGCCAGCAGUGCGAGCGCGUGCUGGCCAUGUUGGAUGAUGGCAUCAUCAUUGACACAUACGUCAGGAUGUUCAGCUCGGGCACAGAGGAGGCGGCGGUGACGCCGGAGGACCUUCGCACGCUGCUGCACAUCAGCUACAAGCUGUCCAUGGACCACUACCCCGAGGGCCCGCAGACCUGCCUCAUGAUAAACAAGACGCUGUCCGCGGUGCUGCGCGGGUGCUUCAACAACAAGGCCAGCCACAGCGUGGGCUUCGUGGUGCGCUGGCUGGAGGAGCACUGCCACAGACUCAUCUUCCCUGUACACAGAUACUGCGUCCACAUGCUGGCGACUCGUCACCGCGACCUCGAGGCGGCCGAGGCGCCGGGCUCCGGCCUCGAGCUCGGGACCCCCGUGCUGGAGCGCGCCGGGGGCCGCGGGGGGCUCCUCCCCCUGUCCGCCGCGUGGUUGAUCGCCGGUACCGCCCCCCCGCUGUACUCCCGCCCCGCGCGUCCCCCACCCGCCCCCGCGCCCGCCGCCUGGCUGGCGCGACUGGUGUGCACGGUGCCGUCACACUGGGAGCCGCUCUACGCGUCAAAGGACCACGGACUAGGAUGUAAUCGGUUCCUACAUCACACGUUGGCGUACAGGGGUCCGACGAUAGUGGUGAUCGACGGCCUGCCAGCGACUGGCGACAGCGACGAGCACCUCACCGCCGUGAUCUGCUGCCCGCAAGAGUGGCGGGACACCCACCAGUACUGGGGCGGGCCGGACAGUGCGCUGCUGCUGCUGUACCCCACUUUCGCGGUCGUAGAGCACGCACCGAAGAUGCUAUACCUGAACUCGGCUAUCCGGGGUUACCCGAAGGGGUUACGAGCGGGGUCGGACCCCCGCAAACCCCUGCUGUCCGUCGCCGAGGGGUUCGACACAUUCGACUUCAAGGGCGUGCCCUACUCUCUGAGGGCUAUUGAGGUGUGGGGCUGCGGUGACGCGGCGCUGCGUGAGACGCAGCUAGAAAUCAAAAAGUGGCAAGUCAAAGAGGCUGAAAGACAGAGACAGGUGAAGAUAUCGGCGGCGGACUGGAUCGACCAUCCCGACCGUUACCUGCUGCAGCUGGCCGGCCGCCCCGAGUACAACAACACCGCCAGCUAGUAAACGUGUUAAGUACGUACGUGCGGGCAUGUGAUGCGUGUACGUACGUAAAACGAGUACGUACCUGCGGGCGUGUGACGCGUGUGCGUACGGCUUGUACGUACGUGCACUACGUGCUCGUUGUGUAAGUGAGGUCAUCGACGCGUGUACGUGUGGGCAUGUGGCACGAGUACGCACUUGCAGGCAUGUGACGCGCGUACGUACGGCCUGUGCGUACGUGAAUGUUGUGUGGGUACGUACGGGUAUGUGACGCAUGUACUAUCAGAGAAGUUGGUUCCUGGUUGCAGAUGGGGGACCUUCGU